CUUCGCGGAAAUGUGAGGCUGUAGCCAGCGCUGGAGGACGAGACAUGCUGUUAUUUAGAGGACAAAAUAAGUAAAAAUAUAUAUAUAUAGUUAAUUCGUCGGAAAUACCUCUUCAGAAUAGCUUGCCGACUCAUUUCUCACGUGUUCGGAGCCUGCCAGUGUCGUCCGGCCAUGGCGGAGCAGGAUCCCCCGGCGGAGAAGCCUCCGGCCGCCUCGCACUUCAUCAUCGGGUCCGUGUCGGAGGACAACUCUGAGGACGAGACUCUGAGCAAGUUGGAGCUGUCGGCGGAGGACAAGGAGUGCUCGGAGUCUCCGUCCUCUCUCAGCUCGGACAGCACUUUCGAAUGCCUGGACGGGCCGUUGCACAGCAUGAGGCCCAGUAUGUCUGGUCUGCACCUGGUGAAGCAGGGUCGUGAUCGCAGACGUGUAGAACUGCACAGGGACUUUACUGUGGCCUCACCUGCUGAGUUCGUCACCCGCUUCGGAGGAAACAAAGUCAUCGAGAAGGUGCUCAUCGCUAAUAAUGGCAUUGCUGCUGUGAAGUGCAUGCGCUCCAUCCGGCGCUGGGCAUACGAGAUGUUUCGGAAUGAGCGCGCCAUCCGUUUCGUCGUCAUGGUCACCCCUGAGGACCUGAAGGCAAAUGCGGAGUACAUAAAAAUGGCUGAUCAUUAUGUACCUGUUCCUGGAGGAACCAACAAUAACAACUACGCCAAUGUAGAGCUCAUUUUGGACAUUGCUAAGCGUAUUCCAGUUCAGGCGGUGUGGGCUGGGUGGGGUCACGCGUCUGAAAACCCAAAACUCCCAGAACUCCUGCACAAGAACGGCAUUGCCUUCAUGGGUCCUCCCAGUCAGGCGAUGUGGGCUCUGGGAGACAAGAUUGCAUCGUCCAUUGUGGCUCAGACGGCUGGCAUUCCCACUCUACCUUGGAGUGGAGCAGGGUUAACUGUCGAGUGGUCAGAAAAUGACCAGAAGAAGCGAAUCAUCAACGUACCCAGUGAGCUCUACGAGCAGGGCUGCAUCCAGGACGUGGAAGCCGGUCUUAAGGCUGCAGAGAAGGUGGGCUACCCGGUGAUGAUCAAGGCUUCGGAGGGUGGAGGAGGGAAAGGUAUCCGCAAGGUCAACAGCGCCGAUGACUUCCCCAACCUCUUCCGACAGGUGCAAACGGAGGUGCCCGGGUCACCCAUCUUUGUCAUGCGGCUUGCCAAGCACGCACGGCAUCUGGAGGUGCAGAUCCUGGCCGAUCAGUACGGCAGCGCCAUCUCCCUGUUCGGCAGAGACUGCUCUGUUCAGCGCAGACACCAGAAGAUCAUAGAGGAGGCGCCGGCCACCAUCGCCACCUCCGACGUGUUCGAGAAUAUGGAAAGGUGUGCAGUGAAACUGGCUAAGAUGGUGGGCUACGUCAGCGCAGGAACAGUUGAAUAUCUCUACAGUCAGGACGGCAGUUUUUACUUCCUGGAGCUGAACCCGCGUCUGCAGGUGGAACAUCCCUGCACCGAGAUGGUGGCUGAUGUGAACCUACCCGCCGCCCAGCUGCAGAUUGCCAUGGGCAUCCCUCUGCACCGCAUCAAGGACAUCCGCAUGCUGUACGGCGUGCACCCGUGGGGAGACUCCCCCAUCAACUUCGAGGCGCUCUCUACCUCCCCCUCUCCACGAGGACAUGUCAUCGCAGCUCGCAUCACCAGCGAGAACCCAGAUGAGGGUUUUAAGCCGAGCUCGGGCACGGUGCAGGAGCUGAACUUUCGCAGCAAUAAGAACGUGUGGGGUUACUUCAGCGUGGCCGCCGCUGGAGGGCUGCACGAGUUCGCCGACUCGCAGUUCGGUCACUGCUUCUCCUGGGGGGAAAACCGUGAAGAGGCCAUCUCGAACAUGGUGGUGGCUCUGAAGGAGCUCUCGAUCAGAGGAGACUUCAGGACCACAGUGGAGUAUCUGAUCAAACUGCUGGAGACUGAGAGCUUCCAGCACAACAGCAUUGACACCGGCUGGCUGGACCGCCUCAUCUCAGAGAAAAUGCAGGCUGAGCGUCCAGACACCAUUCUGGGGAUAGUGAGCGGAGCACUGCAUGUAGCGGAUGUAAACUUCAGGAACAGUGUGUCCAACUUCCUGCAUUCUCUCGAGAGGGGUCAGGUGUUGGCAGCACACACACUACUGAACACAGUUGAUACCGAGCUCAUCUACGAGGGCGUGAAAUACGUCCUGAAGGUGACUCGCCAAUCUCCAAACUCCUACGUGCUCAUCAUGAACAACUCGUCAGUGGAGGUGGACGUGCACCGGCUCAGCGAUGGAGGCCUGCUGCUGUCCUACGACGGGAGCAGUUACACCACCUACAUGAAGGAGGAGGUGGACCGGUAUCGCAUCACCAUUGGUAAUAAGACGUGUGUGUUUGAGAAGGAGAACGACCCGUCGCUGCUGCGCUCUCCGUCUGCUGGUAAACUCAUCCAGUACACUGUGGAGGACGGGGGCCAUGUGUUUGCGGGCCAGUGCUACGCUGAAAUCGAGGUGAUGAAGAUGGUGAUGACACUAACUGCAGCAGAAUCGGGAUGUAUUCACUAUGUAAAGCGAGCAGGGGCCGUGCUGGAGCCGGGCUGUGUUAUAGCCAAACUGCAGCUGGACGAUCCCAGCAGAGUGCAGCAGGCGGAACUGCAUACCGGAGCAUUGCCCAGUGUUCAGGCCGUGGCUCUCAGAGGGGAAAAGCUGCACCGAGUCUUCCACAACACUCUCGACCACCUGGUGCACAUCAUGAACGGCUACUGCCUGCCCGAGCCCUUCUUCAGUGCCAAACUGAAAGAGUGGGUGGAGCGGCUGAUGAAAACCCUGCGGGAUCCGUCACUGCCCCUGCUGGAGCUGCAGGACAUCAUGACGAGUGUUUCGGGUCGAAUCCCUCCCACUGUAGAGAAAGCCAUCAAGAAGGAGAUGGCGCAGUACGCCAGUAACAUCACCUCUGUGCUGUGCCAGUUCCCCAGCCAACAGAUUGCCAACAUCCUGGACAGCCACGCGGCCACGCUGAACAGGAAGUCGGAGCGCGAGGUCUUCUUCAUGAACACUCAGAGCAUUGUGCAGCUCGUCCAGAAAUAUCGCAGUGGUAUCCGCGGCCACAUGAGGGCAGUGGUGAUGGAUUUACUCAGGCAGUACCUGAAGGUGGAGGUGCAGUUUCAGCACGGUCAUUAUGACAAGUGUGUGUUCACACUGCGUGAAGAGAACAAAGGCGACAUGGCCAAUGUGCUUAACUACAUCUUCUCCCACGCCCAAGUCACCAAGAAGAACUCUCUGGUCACCAUGCUGAUCGAUCAGUUGUGUGGGCGGGACCCCACGCUGACCGAUGAGCUCAUGGCCAUCCUUACCGAGCUCACGCAGCUCAGCAAGACCACUAACGCCAAAGUGGCUCUGCGUGCCCGCCAGGUGCUGAUCGCGUCUCACCUGCCUUCAUACGAACUGCGCCACAACCAAGUGGAGUCCAUCUUCCUGUCUGCCAUCGACAUGUACGGCCAUCAGUUCUGCAUCGAGAACCUGCAGAAACUCAUUCUGUCCGAGACGUCCAUCUUUGACGUGUUGCCCAACUUCUUCUACCACAGCAACCAGGUGGUCCGAAUGGCCGCGCUAGAGGUGUAUGUUCGGAGAGCAUACAUAGCAUACGAGCUCAACAGCGUCCAGCACCGGCAGCUAAAGGACAACACGUGUAUCGUGGAGUUUCAGUUCAUGCUGCCCACAUCGCAUCCCAACAGAGGGAACAUCCCCACUCUAAACAGGAAAUUCUCUACACCACUACUGGACAACAAAACUAAAUCUAGAGCAGCUAACCGUCGAGCCAGUGGUGCUAGAACUGCCACGACUAGCUAUGACACCUCUACGGCUAGCGCAGCUACAUCUAAUGACCUUGUGGACAGAAUGUCCUUCUCGUCCAACCUGAACCACUACGGCAUGGUACACGUGGCCAGCGUGAGUGAUGUUCUGCUGGACACCUCCUUCACACCGCCGUGUCAGCGCAUGGGUGCCAUGGUGUCCUUCCGCUCCUUCCAGGAAUUCACCAGAAACAUUAACGACAUCCUGAGCUGUUUCUCGGACUCUCCGCCCACCAGCCCCUCCUUCCCCGAGGGGGGAAACCCUGUACUGUAUGGAGAGGAAGACAACAAGAGCACACUAGAUGAACCCAUCCACAUCCUGAACGUUGCUAUUAAGACCGACAGCGACAUCGAUGAUGACGGUUUGGCUGCCAUGUUCCGGGAGUUCACCCAGUCCAAGAAAUCGGUGCUGUUUGAGCACGGCAUCCGGCGGCUCACCUUCCUCGUGGCGCAAAAGGAUUUCAGGAAACAGAUCAACUGUGAGGUGGACCAGAGAUUCCACAGGGAGUUCCCGAAAUUUUUCACCUUCCGUGCAAGAGACAAGUUUGAGGAGGACCGGAUCUACAGGCACUUAGAGCCAGCGCUGGCCUUCCAGCUGGAACUGAACCGCAUGCGUAACUUUGCGCUCACCGCCAUCCCGUGUGCCAACCACAAGAUGCACCUGUACCUGGGCGCCGCCCGCGUGGAGGUGGGCACCGAGGUCACGGACUAUCGCUUCUUCGUGCGCGCCAUCAUCCGCCACUCAGACCUCGUCACCAAGGAAGCCUCUUUUGAGUACCUACACAACGAGGCUGAGAGACUGCUCUUGGAAGCCAUGGACGAGCUGGAGGUGGCCUUCAACAACACCACAGUUCGCACAGACUGCAACCACAUCUUCCUCAACUUCGUCCCCACCGUCAUCAUGGAUCCCUCGAAGAUUGAGGAGUCAGUGCGCUCCAUGGUGAUGCGUUACGGCAGCCGUCUGUGGAAGCUGCGCGUGCUCCAGGCCGAGCUCAAGAUCAACAUCCGGCUCACGCCCACGGGCAAGCAGAUCCCCAUCCGCCUCUUCCUGACCAACGAGAGCGGCUACUACCUGGACAUCAGUCUGUACAAGGAGGUCACGGACUCUCGCACGGGACAGGUGGGGCCCAAUGACCGCCAGAUCAUGUUCCAGGCGUACGGAGACAAGCAGGGGCCUCUUCAUGGCAUGCUCAUCAACACGCCGUACGUCACCAAAGACCUCCUGCAGUCCAAACGCUUCCAGGCCCAGAGCCUCGGCACCACCUACGUCUACGACCUGCCCGAGAUGUUCAGACAGGCUCUGAAAAAGCUGUGGCAGUCCAUGGACGCGUACGCUCACCUGCCCAAGUGCCCCCUGCCCUCUGAGCUCCUGACCUUCACUGAGCUGGUGCUGGACUCGCAGGGUCAGCUGGUGCAGAUGAACCGCCUGCCUGGGGGCAAUGAGAUUGGCAUGGUGGCAUGGCGGAUGACCCUCCGGACACCCGAGUACCCUGCAGGCCGUGAAAUCAUCGUGAUCAGCAACGACAUCACCCAUAAGAUCGGCUCUUUCGGGCCGCAGGAGGACGUCCUCUUCCAGCAGGCGUCGGAGAUGGCGCGUGAGAGUGGCAUUCCGCGCAUCUACAUCGCUGCCAACAGCGGCGCCCGCAUCGGCCUGGCAGAGGAGAUCAGACACAUGUUCCACGUGGCCUGGCAGGACCCGGCCGACCCGUACAAGGGAUUUAAGUACCUCUACCUCACACCUCAGGACUAUAAGAAGGUCUCAGCACUGAACUCUGUGCACUGCGAGCACGUGGAGGACGAAGGGGAAUCGAGGUAUAAGAUCACAGACAUCAUCGGAAAGGAGGAAGGCUUGGGUGUAGAGAACCUGAGAGGCUCAGGGAUGAUCGCUGGAGAAUCAUCACUCGCUUAUGAAGAGAUCAUCACCAUGAACCUGGUGACAUGCAGGGCCAUCGGGAUCGGAGCAUACCUGGUGCGUCUAGGCCAGAGGACCAUCCAGGUGGAGAACUCGCACAUCAUCCUGACGGGAGCCGGAGCCCUCAACAAGGUGCUUGGCCGGGAGGUUUACACGUCCAAUAACCAGCUAGGAGGCGUGCAGAUCAUGCACAACAACGGCGUCACACACACCACGGUGUGCGACGACUUCGAGGGCGUUUACACGCUGCUGCAGUGGCUCUCCUACAUGCCCAAGAACACUUCGAGCCCCGUGCCGCUCCUGGCAGCCAAGGACCCCAUCGACCGGCCGGUGGAGUUCGUACCCACCAAAGCGCCAUACGACCCACGGUGGAUGCUGGCAGGAAAAGCCAAUCAGAACCCUAAAGGAGCGUGGAUCAGUGGGUUCUUUGACUACGGCUCGUUUAUGGAGAUGAUGCAGCCGUGGGCACAGAGUGUGGUGGUGGGCAGAGCUAGGCUGGGAGGUAUCCCAGUCGGCGUGGUAGCCGUGGAGACGAGAACAGUCGAGCUGUCCAUCCCAGCAGAUCCAGCUAACCUGGACUCGGAAGCCAAAAUCAUCCAGCAGGCCGGACAGGUGUGGUUCCCCGACUCUGCGUUUAAGACGGCUCAAGCUAUUAAGGACCUGAACCGCGAGGGACUUCCUCUCAUGGUGUUCGCCAACUGGAGAGGCUUUUCUGGUGGCAUGAAAGACAUGUACGACCAGGUGCUGAAGUUCGGCGCGUACAUUGUGGAUGGCCUGAGGGAGUACAGACAGCCGGUGCUGGUCUACAUCCCGCCUCAAGCCGAGCUCCGUGGAGGAUCAUGGGUAGUGAUCGACCCCACAAUCAACCCACGCCACAUGGAGAUGUAUGCAGACAAGGACAGCCGUGGUGGCGUGUUGGAGCCGGAGGGGACGGUGGAGAUCAAGUUUAGAAAGAAGGAUCUGGUCAAGACCAUGAGACGUGUCGAUCCCGUUUACAUGGGUCUGGCUGAGAGACUUGGCACGCCGGAGUUAAAUGUAUCAGAACGUAAGGAGCUGGAGAGCAAACUGAAGGAGCGAGAGGAGUUCCUGCUGCCCAUCUACCAUCAAGUAGCAGUGCAGUUCGCCGACCUGCACGACACGCCGGGCCGCAUGCAGGAGAAAGGAGUCAUUACUGAUGUGUUGGAGUGGCGCACAUCACGGCAGUUCUUUUACUGGCGUCUGCGGCGGCUCCUGCUGGAGGACACGGUGAAGAAGAAGAUCCAGCAGGCUAACAGUGAGCUGACCGACGGCCAGGUGCAGGCCAUGCUGCGGCGCUGGUUCGUCGAAGCCGAGGGAGCGGUGAAGGCGUAUUUAUGGGACAGUAAUGAGGACGUGGUGGAGUGGUUGGAGAAGCAGCUGACGGAGGAGGAAGGAGCACGGUCUGUCAUCGAUGAGAACAUUAAGUACAUCCGCAGGGAUCACCUUCUCAAACAGAUCCGCAGUCUGGUUCAGGCGAACCCCGAGGUGGCCAUGGACUCCAUCGUGCACAUGACGCAGCACAUCUCCCCCACGCAGCGGGCCGAGGUGGUGCGCAUCCUCUCCACCAUGGACACGCCAAACUCCUCCUGAACACCACACACACACACACACACACACACACACACACACACACACACACACACACACACACACACACACACACACACACACACACACACACACACACACACACACCCCAAGAGGAGCCGACACACCAGCAUGGUGGCUAUGAUUCUGGACUAUAACUGUAUUGUCUCUCACUCGUCUCAGUGGUAAAACUUCAUGGUGAGAACUUCACUGUGUACAUUUUUGGGAAGCGCAAGUCCAAAUUUGUCGUAGAAUUGCACUUGUUAAUCACGUGUAAAUUAAAAAACGAAACUAGACAAGCAGAGACCAAUGUGAUUACAAAAAAAAAAAAAAAAAAAAAAAAGACUGAUACUGAUUGUAGUCAAAGAGCAAUGUGUCAUAUUGAUGUUAUAAAAGGUGUUUAUUUUUGUCUUUAAUGUUCCCUUAGGCUCGGUUUUUUUAAUGCUCUGAACACAGCCACUUCGGAAGCCGCAAAUCCAUUUCCACCAGGUAGAAAAGAAAAACACUGUAUAAUAUAUUUUUCCUUUAUUUUGGGUGACAGCAGUAUUCUGAAAUUUUGACUUAUUGUCUUAAAAUUCUGACGACUUAUCUCAAAAUUCUUACUCAGUAUCUCAAGAUCUUGACUUAUUGUUUUAGACUUCUCAUUUACUCCCCCAACAUUCUGACUCAUUAUCAAAAGAUCUUGAAUGCUUAUCUCAAAAUUUCAAAAUCUAAAAAACUCUCAUUUAUUACCUCAAUUCAGACUAAUUAUCUUGACUUAUCUCAAAAUUUUGCCUUCUCAAAAUUCUGACUCAUUAUCACAAGCUCUUGAUUUAGCUCCAAAUUCUGACUCAUUGUCUUAAAAUUCUACGUCAUUAUCACAAGAUCUGCUUAUCUCAAAAUUCUGAUUUAUUAUCUCAAGUCUGACUCAUUGUCUCAAGAUCUUGACUUAACUCAAUAUUUUGACUCGCUUUCUCAGAAUUUUGACACUAUAGGGCUAUGCAAGUAGUGAAACAAUCUUACAGUAAUAAAUGCAAUCAAAUAAGUCAAAUUUGAGAUAAAUCAGAAAUCUGAGAUAAAUCAGAAUUUGCAAUUUUUUUCUUUUCUACCUAGCUGAAAUGGGCUUCCGUAGCGUCCUUUCUGUCUAAACGAGUGUGAUCAGCCCAAACUGAUCCCUGAUGAGGCCAGAAAGGUGCAUUUUUUUUCCUUCCAAAAGAGAGCAAAAAUGUUAAGCUAUAACACUACACACACUACUCUUUAAAGCCAGUACAAUCAUAACUCCGCUCACCUCCGCAUGCACCUUAACCCCUUCCUUACAUGUUUGUGUGGUUGACAAAUACUUGUGUUACACGCACAAUAUGGUGUUGUUUUGUUUUUUUUUAUCAUGCGUUAUGCAACUCUGUAAUUUAUUAACUGAAAUUGUAGUUUGGAGAAAAAAAGGUUAUUUGUGCUAACAAACAAUGGUGAAGUGUGUGUGAAACUCAAAACUAUACAUUUAGGACCAAACUUUUUUUUUUCUUUUUUGCUAGAAAGAGCAAAAUGGUUUAAAUAAUACACUAUGCUUUAGUAACUAAAAACAAGAGAAUUCAUAAUAAAAAGGAGGCAGAUGGAGGGAUUCGGGGUGGAAUUAUAGGGUCAUUAACGCUGCUGAAAGUGUUUGGGUUCUGUGAAAGGUCACGUUUUUGCACAGACCUGGAUUAAAAGUGAAUCCGUUGUAACGUUUGAGCGUCUGAAUCACUACACUAACCGUGCUACCGAUGAAACGAUAGUGGCUCGAGGACUGACCCGAACAGAGGAGUGCGUGAUUAAGGCGGCGAAUGUGUUCCCACUGAUUUUAACUCAAUAAAAUCAACUUCAUCCAA
Pangasianodon hypophthalmus (striped catfish) is the source of this 9194-nucleotide messenger RNA. It is a transcript of the gene acaca, whose product is annotated as acetyl-CoA carboxylase alpha. The record is from RefSeq and is a predicted model, not a curated record. The transcript has 55 exons. Gene Ontology annotation, molecular function: metal ion binding; acetyl-CoA carboxylase activity; ATP binding. Bases 172 to 7356 code for a protein of 2394 amino acids. Gene Ontology annotation, biological process: fatty acid biosynthetic process. NCBI's taxonomy places the organism in Eukaryota, Metazoa, Chordata, Actinopteri, Siluriformes, Pangasiidae.